UGCCUCUGACAGCCAGUCACUCGUUUGGAGAAAAGGGGAAACAAAAAAUUCAAAAAAAAGAGGGAAAAAAAACACAAUUUCCAAUCUACAUCCUCAGAGCAGGAAUCAUUUAUCAUCGACCCAGUUGCCUUCGGACUUCCUGUUUUCCAGUUCUUUUCGUUCAGAGCCCAGGACCGGCCUUAAAGAACUUUUCCGCUUGCGGGCGCCUGCAGUGGCUGUCUGGCGCUGUCUUCGCCUGCGUCAACCUUUUGAUUUCGCCAGGAAAAUCGAUAUUUCACCACAGGCAAGAUGAUGAAACGAAGCAUCUUCACAACCAUUACCCCGUUGCCUUCCUAUAUUACUCGUGAAACCGUCAUCGAAGCUCUGCACCAACACUCGGAGAUGAUAGAGCUGAAUCCACUCGUCAUCAAACACGUAAGAUGCAAACCUCCUGGCAACGCUCCUUCGGACGAAUUUCACUGUGUGUGGUACGAAUUGACGGACAAAAUACACUAUCUACCGGGUGGAAUUCUCUCUGGAAACGUUUCGUAUAAGGCAUGUUUCCACGACCUGCCCAGAGGCCUCCAGACCCAUGUUUACGCCCCUACGGGGCUGGAUAUAAAGGAGAAAUGGAGCGUCGGAGGGAACAUGCCCGGUGAACCACGGGAACCAAUCGAAUUGGGUCUCCUUGACGUCCCCCGCGAAGGUCUGUACCUUCGAGAAGACGUCGAUAUGAGGUCUAACAUCCUCACGACAAGCUUUGUGAAAAGGACCUUGAAAAAGGCUCAUUCCGUCCUCGUCGAACGAUUAAUUGUCAAAGCCGACUUAUUGAAACAACGCUACGAAGAUGCACAGCGACAGAGCUUCAUACCCCGGAGCUUAACGUAUCCACUUACGGAGACGGAUUCACACCGUGGCAGCAUAUAUUCGCCGCCGUCCCCUGGCUUCCAAACCACUAGACCGGAUCAGAUACCUGCCCCGAUCGUACCGCGUCUCGCGUUCCCAGAUGACAUGCAUCUUCGGGCACGGGCCUCGUGCCAUGCCGUCAGUCCGGGCCCUGUAGAUACGUUCCGACAUUCACAUUACAUUCCGCCCAAACAGGCACAUAUCGUUGAAAUAGACAGCACGCCGGUGUAUGCUCCCCGUAUAGGAGUCGGGCAGGCCGAUAUAUUCUCCCGGGAGAAGAAUCCUGCGGUAUCUACAAAGCGUGCCCCUGUCAUUCCGUGACACGGUCGUGUAGGGUUCGGAUAGGCCACGUCCGGGCUUUCUGCCUUGGAUAGAACAUGUGGUUUAUUCCGAUGCCUGGGAAUUGGAAAGGUGGUAUUAAUUUAUGAUCUGAUUAUCGAUCGAGUCCAAGGCAGGGUGUGCGGCUGCAUCCGUUUUCUCAAUUUUCGAAUGUCUUCUCUCUAUUCACGUUCCUGGAGCAUUAUAUAGGCCUUGUUUUGUAUUGGGAUACCCGGCUUUUGUUUUGUAUGAUGAAAUUCUUUUUGGUGUGCAUACUGCAAAAUAAAAUAUAACUGU
Molecule: messenger RNA, 1500 nt
Organism: Coccidioides posadasii C735 delta SOWgp
Lineage: Eukaryota; Fungi; Ascomycota; Eurotiomycetes; Onygenales; Onygenaceae
Source: RefSeq, a predicted model, not a curated record